GCCGCCCCUCGCUCGCACACCCCGGCGGCCCGUCCGCAUGGCCGAUCCCCCGGCCCCCGGCCCCUGGCGCAGCUGACGGGCUGGGCCGGGCGCCCGCCGCGCUCCGAGCCGGGAUCCGAGCCCGCCCGGGCUCCGGGAGCGCCGCGCCCUGCGCCGCCGCACAGCCUGGGAGGACGUCCGUCGGAGACCACAGCACCAUGCCUGAGGGAGCUCGUCGGGGCAGCAACAAGAAAACAGGCAAUCAAGUGGUCGCCAGACCAUCCUCCGUGUCCUCGCUGAGCGGGAUUGCCGGCAGUAUGGCUGCUGCCACCAUCUCGGGCAGCUGCACCUCGGUCAACACGGUGUGCUCGGAUGGCGAGCGGCCCGUCAGCCUCAGCUCUUCCGCGUCCUCCGCCUCCCUGCCCGACAGCCAGAGCGCCUUCGGCAGCAGCGGGGCCUUGGGCGGGGGCUGCCCCGCCGGCUACCCCCCCGACGCCCAGCAGAACGGCAGCGACAUCAGCCUCGACCUCACCCCCGUGGCGCUGCUGGAGGGGUCGGCUGAGGCCGAGCGGCCCCCGGGGGGCGCCAAGCGGGGCGGUGCCUGGUCCCCCGGGCCUGCCAGAGCCAGGGAAUGGCGGGUCAAGCUGUCCCAACUGGACCGGGUGGUGCUGGAGAUUGUGGAGACGGAGCAGGCUUAUGUCCGGGAUCUGAGGAGCAUCGUGGAGGAUUAUCUUGGCUGUAUCAUAGACAGUGGACAUCUGCCCCUCAAACCUGAGCAAGUGAGCACUUUGUUCUGCAACAUCGAAGACAUCUAUGAGUUCAACAGCAAGCUCCUGGAAGAGCUGGAGAGCAACAGCAGCGCCCAUGCCAUCGCUGAGUGCUUCGUGCAACGGAGUGAGGAAUUUGACAUCUACACCCUGUACUGCAUGAAUUACCCCAACUCUGUGUCGGUGCUGCGGGAGUGCAUGGAGAACCAGGUGCUGGCGGGGUUUUUCCGGGAGCGCCAGGCCACGCUGUGCCACUCCCUGCCCCUGGAGACCUACCUGCUGAAACCCGUCCAGAGGAUCCUCAAGUACCAUCUCCUGCUGCAGGAGCUGGCCCGGCACUGCGAGCGGAGCAGCGCGGGCUACGAGGUGGUGGAGGAAGCCACCAUCACCAUGACGGCCGUGGCCUGGUAUAUCAACGACAUGAAGCGCAAGCAGGAACACGCCGCCCGGCUGCAGGAGCUGCAGGGGCUGCUGGUGGACUGGAUGGGGCCGAAGCUAGAGGCCUUCGGGGAGCUGGUGCUGGAGGGGCAGUUCCGGGUACAGCGGGUGCGGCGGGAACGCUCCUUCUUCCUCUUCAGCAAGAUGCUGCUGGUCGCCAAGCGCCGCGGGCCGGCCUUCGUCUACAAGAGCCACAUCUUCUGCUGUAACCUGGCCCUGUUGGAGAGCCUCAAGGACCCUCUGAGCUUCAAGAUCUCGGAUCUCACCAUCCCCAAGCAGCAGCAUGUGGUGCAGGCCAGGAACCAGGAGGAGAAGCGGCUGUGGAUCCACUACCUGAAGCGCCUGAUCGUCGAGAACCACCCGGCGUCUAUCCCUCAGAAGGCCAAGCAAGUGCUGCUGGAGAACAGCUUCCAAAGCUCCCCGGAGAUCCGCUGCAGCCCAGAGCCCCUGAAGACGUCGGCCCCCUCUCCAAGGAUGGAGGACGCUUGGGGCUACCCCCGCGGCAGGCGGCAGUCAGAGCUGCCGGAGAGAGCCCGCAAAAGCUGCCCCGUCGCCCAGUUGGACGGCACCCCUCAGUACCGCCGUGGGCGCAGGCAGUCCGAGCCGGCCACUGAGCUGAGCCAGAUGGGACAGGAGCAGAAUGGUCGCUGUCGGGGACUCCCAGCCACCCCCAAAUUGAAGCAUGCGGGCAGUGAGGGGGAGCUGUUCCCCGCCCCGCUGCCCCUGGCGCCCUCGGGCAGCGUCUGCACCCUGGACUCCAGCGUGGCCGAGGAGUCAGACCCCGGUGAGGAUGCUGAGUCACGCCCGUUCUGCCUGGCUGAGGAGCCGCUGUCCAUCACUGAGGAGAUCCUGGAGCUGCUCAGCCAGAGGGGGCUGAGCAGGGACCUGGGGACAGAGGAGACUCCCUGGGGGCAGGGGGAGCAGCGCCCUGGGAGCCCCGCUCCACAGCCAGAGCAGGAUCCGCCUCCGGACCGAGCCGUGCUGGAAGAACGAGCCGAGGGAAGCGAAGUUCAGGAGGGAGACGCCACCGGGCGAGACGAGCCCCGCCGGGACAGCUUCGGCGUGAUGCAACCCCUCCCGCCGUGCCGUCCCCCCUGCAGCGAAUCGGAGGAGGAGCAGCAAAAGCAGGAGCGGGGCCCUUCCCCUCUUUGUGUCCUAGAAGACCUGGAUGCGGAGGAGGCUGCUGGCAAGCCAGAGGUCCUGGCAAGGGAUAACACUUUGCGUGCAGGGCUGGAAGCAUCCAGCGGGGAGCUGGGUGCCACCAAUGGGGCCUGCCCCCGGUACGGGGAUGGGGCAGCGCAGGACUCGCCGCUGGCCCGAGACGACCGGCUGCUGAUUGAGAAGAUCAAGUGCUACUACGAGGCGUGCGAGGCUGCCCCUGACCCCCCCGUUCGGGAGGGCGCCCUCUCCGCCCCCGCAGGUGUGGUGCAGGACUCUGUGCUCCACCUCAACCGCCUCCCCCAGCAGGAGGGCGCCACGGACCGUGAGGGAGGCAGGGCUUGUUGGGCCAAGGCCCGCCCUGCCCGCCAGGAGGAUGCUAGGAGGAGGUGGGGCCAGUUUCUUGACCAAAACACCAGCCCUCAUGGUGCCAACCAAGAGGAUUCUGGGAAGGGGGCGGGCCUGGCCUUUGAUCGGGGCACUCAAUUUGGCCCCAACCAAGAGGCCCAAGAGGAUGCUGGGAAGAGUCAGGGCCAGCCAAUCAACCCAGACAUCCAUGGCACCAACCAAGAGGAUGCUGGGAAGAGUCAGGGCCAGCCAGUCAACCCAGACAUCCAUGGCACCAACCAAGAGGAUGCUGGGAAGGGGCGUGGUCAAUUCAUCGACCAAAACACCCAAUCUGCCACCAACCAAGAGGAUGCUGGGAAGAGUCAGGGCCAGCCAAUCAACCCAGACAUCCAUGGCACCAACCAAGAGGAUGCUGGGAAGAGGCGGGGCCAGCUCAUUGACCAGGGCACUGAAGCUGGUGCCAACCAAGAGGAUGCUGGGAAGGGGCGGGGCCAGCCUGCCAGCCAUGCUGCCCUGCCCCCUGCCAGCCAGGAGCCCGAGUACAAGUCGUGUGCGGAGAUCCGGCGGGCCUGGCGGGAGAAAGAGCGAGGGGCAGCGGAUGCCCUGGGAGGGCGCACCCCCCUGAUGAAGCGAGGCAGCAAAGGGCCGGCGUCUGCCCGCGAGCCCCCACCGUUCCUGGAGCCCCUGUGGAUCGUGGAAGAGUCUGAUCUGGCCGCCCCACCCCGGCCGCCCCGCGGCGACGGGGUCCCUUGCGCCGAUGGUGUCCCGCCCGCCAGCUACGCCCCCCUGACAGGGCUGUACGAGGACGGUGCCCCUUGCCUGCUGGAGAACUCGGAGCGGAUCCUCAGUAAGGUGCAAGCCCUGGCGCGGAUGUACAGCGAGAAGAUCGGCCGGGCCAAGAUGGCCCGGAGGCCGCAGGAUGGGCCGCGCCGCCCGGCACCCAGCAAGAUGGGCACCCUGAAAAGCCUGUGGGAGGAGAUGCCAGGGCCCUGCCUCCCUCUCUGUGAGCCCCGGAUCUACGGCCACGUGCUCAUCCGCGAGCCCCCCCUGCACCUGAACUGCGUCCAGGAGAACCUGCUGCUGGUGGCCGCCACCCGAGGGAAUGCCCUGGAUCUGCACAGCGACCGGCCUCCACCUCUCCUGGCUUCCCAGUGCCUGGGUUCGGCCCCGGCAGAGGAGCCAGGACCCGCCUGGCAGGAGCUUCCUGCCCCGGCGGCUGUUCCGCCACCCCCACCGAUGGUGGAAUCGCCCCCGAAGCUCAGCGGGCAGCCCCCGAGCCCAGGCGAUCUGGCUGGCAAAGGCCCCGGCAUGGGCAGGUCUCAGCUGCCUGCUCCUGGCGCUACCGGUGGAACUGGCACGACGCCCGGAGCUGGGGACUUUGAGGGAGCCGGGUGCCCGUCGGUGCCAGGCUGCCAAGCCAGGCUGGCGGGGGCAGAGCUGGCGGCCUGCGGGCGCCGGGGUGAGACGAGCGCCCGGGAGGUUUCCGCGGAGACACCAGCCUCCUCUCCCUUCUCGGAAGUGACCCCGAGCCAGCAGGUGCCGGAGGUGGCCAGGCCGGUCCCAUCCACCUCCCCCAGCCCUGCGGAGGAACGUCAGUCUGAGUGUGUUGGCACGUCUGCCGAGCCUGACCUGCUGGGGCCAGGCCCCUCCAUCCCUGGCACCAGCUCCCAGGAGCCGGCGGGGGAGCAGAGCGGGCCUGCUGCCGUCCUGCUGCCCGAGGAGCGGGCCCUGGCUUUGGGCAGGGAUUCCCCGCCUGGCACGGAGGAGCUGCUGCCCCAGCCAUUGCCGGGGCCUGUCGGCUGCGGGACGGGAGAGGUGUCCCUGCCUGCCUCGCCGGACCCUGUCCUGCCGGCGGCACCCUCCGGUGCUGCGGGAUCCCCGUCUCCGCUCCACAGCAACGUCCUGCCACUGGUAGCUCUGCUGUCCCAGGGCACCCGGCUGCCUUCCCGGGCCACGGGGGUGGCACGCCCGUCCCCAGCUGCCCAGCCUGGCUGCUCCGCAGCCCGGCCGGCUCCCACUUCGCCCAGCUGCAGCCUGGAUUGCAGCCCCCUCCCGGCUCUGCCGCGCCUCCAGACCUCCUACCCGGCACACCGGCGCCUGUCCUCCAGCGCCGCGGCCAUUUCCAGGUACAUCGCUGCCUCCUGCAUCAGCCAGAGCCUGGCCAAGAGAAAUGGUGCCCCCUCGGGGCCACCUGGUACCCAGCCUCCUCCAGCUGAGACUCCGGCACCCACCAGGCCUCUGCCUGCUUGCUCAGCCGUCCCGAGACCGCCCCCCUGCCCCUUGGGGCCACCUGGCAUCCAGCCUCCGUUGGCAGAGACCCCAGCACCCACCAGGCCUCUGCCUCCUUGCUCAGCCAUCCCGAGACCGUCCCCCUGCCCCUUGGGGCCACCUGGCACCCAGCCUCCGUCAGCAGAGACCUUGGCACCCACCAAGCCUCUGCCUCCUUGCUCAGCCAUCCCGAGACCGCCCCCUGAACCCUUGGGCUCCAGAGCCCUAGCACUCCCAUCUGCUCCAUUCCCCAGUGAGAAGGCCAGCGCCUGGUCCCAUUGUACCAGCAAGCGGGACCCUUCCCAGCUCAGCGUCUGCCCUCUCCCCUGUGCCAGCCCCGGGUUGCCUUCUCCCCCGGGCUGUUGCCGCAAUUCCAGCUGGCUGGGGGAGCCCAUCCCCUUGACGCCCGGCUCAGCCGUGCUGCUGGCCUUCGACCGUCUCUCGGGGAUGUGCCUGGCGCCUCGAGCUAAGCAGCCCACCCCCUUCUCCUCUGCUUCAGAGCCCAGCUCCAGGGUCCAGUCUCCAGCACCAGCCUGCCCGCGGGUGUGCUCCCCCCCUCCCUCCAGCCAACGCCCUGCAGUGGGAAGAAAUGGCCGUGGCCCCCCACAGCCUUGCUCCUUCACCCCCUUGCACGUCCCCACCCAGCCUUCCACCCAACGCCUCUCCUCCCCCCUGCAGCCCACCUCCUACCCCUCCGCCACGUUACCUCAGCCAGGCAGGAGGCCGAGGGGAAACCCCGAGAGCCCCCCAUCCCUUAGGGAUGGAGACAGGGUGGGGUGCUGCUCCAGGGCGCCCUCUAGCAGCUCAGCCAGUCCCAGCCCCGACGAACUGGAUGGCAUCAAGUGGCCGGACAUCCCCGGCUUGUGUUCCAGGUACGCUGACCGGGCGGGCAGCAUGGGGCCGCCGGGCUUACCAGAGGAGUACCCCAAAGCGAGGGGGGACUUGGCUCGGGACAUGGGACCCCAUCGGGCCAGCUACUCCACCACCGUCAACAUCCAGAUCGGGGGCAGCGGCCGGAUCGCCUCUUUCAGCAACGCACAGGUCAGCCUCACCCACCCGCUGCUGGCGGCACCAGGGCAGCACAGCGCACGGCGGAUCAAUGGCAGCACCUUAGAGACCCCGCAGAAAACGUGACGGGCCACGUCGGGCAAGGGGUUUUACAGCCUGGCUCUGCAUGUACCCGGGACCAAUGGGACCAAUUUCUGGGGCUGGAUGGUAGGGGGGGAUGAAUUAUUACUGACCCACUGGGAUUGGCAGGGGUGGGGGCAGAUCCCCAGCUAGGGUAAUUUGGCCAAUUACUCUAUUGACACCAGCUGAGGGUCUGGGCCCAUUGACCCCACUGCAGUGAGGCCCAUUGAUACCAGCUGGGGGUCUGGGCCUAUUGACCUCAAUGGAAUGAGGUCCACUGAUACCAGCUGGGGAUCUGGGUCCAUUAACGGAGCGAUGCCCAUUGACCCCACUGUUUUGAGGCCCAUUGAUACCAGCUGGGGAUCUGGGCCCAUUGACCCCAAUGGAAUGAAGCCCAUUGAUGCCAGUUGUGGAUCUGGUUUCCUUGGGUGACUUUAGAAGCGCAGUGGGGUGGAUAAGGCCAGCUGAACUCAAGAGUCUGUCCGUGCAAUUAAGCAACUGUCCCUAGGCCUCCCAGGCCAGGAGGGAUCUGCGGGACCUGGUCUGUAAAAGCCGUGUGGCCCUAGCCGAUUGUGCUGGUCCCUGCCAGGUGGCCACGGCAUCCACAGGCCAACAUGCUAAGUGCUCUCCGCCCUGCAAGCCCCCCCUGAGGCGAACGGCAUUCGGUUCUGGCCUCUGGGUUGUUUUAACUGCCUAGCUCGUUCCUCGGCUGAUUGGACCUGGAUGGGGACCAAAGUGAGCGGUGCGGGUGUUUGUAAAGAGGAGUGGACACUAGGGGGACACACACGCACACAAAAGCCUAGCCAGCAGGGGGCAGGAUGCACACUGCACACACCCUUCAGCGUGCACAGUGCAGUACGGACAUACGCACACCUCUUUAGCCAGCACGGGGAUCUGCACGCACACCCGCCUAGCCAGAAGGGAGCAGUGCGGACCCACGCAGAACCAGCAGGGGGCAGUAGGAAUACACCCAACUAUUUUCCUGCUCCUUUUAAGUGUGAAAACCAAAGUGUCUUCCGGGCCAAAUCCUGGCGUCAGCCACGCUCUCCUUGAAGCAGCCCAGCAGAGCGAGGGCAGCAGGCCUGGGGAAAGCCAUUGUCCUGGUGCAGAGCUGCCAGCCCCGCCGCAUCUGUCCCCAUUAAGCUGUGUGGAGCCUGGCUCGGAUCGCUAGACCCAGGGGUCAGUUUCAGUCUUUGGACUCUGGUGCAUUGAGAUGCUGAGCUGUGGCAGCCACACGAGCCCUGGUGUGCCUUCACUCUGGUGUUUGGGCCUCCCCGGGCAGAAAUCCAGCUCCACACAAGUCCCUCUUAAACCUGUGUGAGUUGUUGCCCAGGGGUCGUAUUCCUAGUUCUGCUACAAACUCCUAGUGUGUGAUUGUGGUCUAGUCACUUAAUCUGCCCUGUGCCUCAUUUCCCCCCGGGGCGAUUGUGGACUCUUCGGGGCAGGGUGUGUUGCUUACUCUGGGCACGGUAUACAUCUCAAUUUUCCUGAGUGCUACUGUAAUUAAUCUAAUAGAAACUGAAACUACAGCUCUGGUGAGCUGAAGCUGGUGCAUGCCCUAAAAUAUGUAGGAAGUGGAAGUUGCUUUCUCUCCAAGGGAACCACAGAUGUGUCCUCAACCCACGCUUAAGAGAUGGCUCCAGGAUCUCACACAGCGUACUGGAAAUGUCAAGGCAGCCAAGUCCGUCUGUUUACGAGGCCUAAACGCACCUUAAACUCAGAAAAUUUUGCCCAUAAAAAUUGCAUUGGGAUAGUUGGGUAGAACUGGUUUUUAAAAAUAUUUGUAUCAGAUCAACAUUGAAAUCAUCAGCUCAAUGUCUGUUUAAACCAGCUGGGAAUCUGGCCCCAUUGACUCCGGUGGAACGACGCCCUGUUUAAAUUAGGUGGAUCUCCAGCUCUACAGAGUGGCAACUGGUCCAAAUUACUCCAGAAUGAUUUCCCCCCCCCCCCCAGGCCCAUAAAACCUGUAACUCAAAACCACUCCUCAGUUUCUUCCCAGCUUUCCCUGGAGCUGAGCUGCCAUGAGAGUCUAGUCUAUCUCGCUGAUGAAUUCAAGAUGCAAAUAACAGUUUGCUUAAAUAUUGCACAGCUAUAGUAAAAUCCCUCCAGAUGUAGCAAUCCUGGGUUGUGAUUUGGAUGAAACUUCUUGGAAUGUUCGAAUCCCUGCUUGUUUUCUUUGACAUUAACAAGGGGAAAUUGUGUGUGUUUGUGUGUGUGUGUUUCCUUUCCCUAAAAGAGGAAAUCAGGAACAGGGUGGCAAUAAAAUGAGAACAAUGAAAUAAAGAUCGGCUCCUUAGAAAAGCAGUACAGCUAUUUCUGUUUUUUUGCAAUGAGUUUUUCUCCUUCAUUUCUAAAGCUGGAUUGCACAAGGUGAUUUUAAAUUGGAGCAGCAGGUAGUUAAAGAGACUCUGGUAUUUAAUAUCGAGCCUUCCAGAUGGAACCAUUUAGCUACAUGUUUCUGCAAAUUAUUUCACAGCCCACCUAUGGGGGGGGGGGAAUCUCUCUAGGGUUAUUAGCUCCUUUACCGCCUGUAAUGUAUGAGCCUGCAUGUUUUCAUCCAUUUGAGAUUCAACUUUUUUCUCCUCUGACUGCUGGGGAACGCUCGCCUUGGGCAAUCUGUCCAAGAUGUCAAGGCCAGUUUUAAAAUGUCAUUAAUUUCCUUCUCUUGUAGCUUUUUUUUUUUUUUUUAAAGGCCAGAAGGCACCAUUCUGCCUUUCUGUAUAAUCCAGGCAGCCAGCCCGUCCUGGCCAUUCCUACGUCCAGCCCAUGUCUUCAGGCUGAGCUCGAGCCAAUCUUUAGCAAGAGGCACCCAGUCUUGAUCUAAAGAUUCUGAGAGAUGGAGAAUCUGCCCUGUCCCUUGGGGAACUUCUGCAAUGGUUAGCUCCUUGCCCUGUUACACUCUUGCUGCCCCCUCCCUGUUUCCAGUCUGAAUGUGUCUCACUUCAACUCCCUGCCUCUAGAUCUUGUUCUGCCUUUGCUCAAUUAUCAAGCCCUCCACUAUCAACCGUGUAGGUCCGACCGCCCUUUUUGACUCAAGCAGCUAGUCAAAGGUGGGGGCCCUGCAAUUGUUCCAGCUGGGAAGAGAAGUUGACGAUAGAAUCUGACACCUUUGAUGCAAUCGUGUUUGUUUGCAAGGGACCAUACAAAGUCCUGUUUCUCUGAAUACAGGCAGACCCAAAACAUGAGAGCUCGCUUCCUUACCCACAGCAGCACACAUCCUGUGGGUGUGUCUGUCUCUUUCUCUGCUUCUGUGUGUCUCCCUCUCUUUGUGCUGUUCCUCCAAGACACUUAUCCCAAAAUCUAUACUCUGCCAAACUCCCCUUCACCAAAGUCUUUUGAAUUCCUGAGUGGCUGUGGUUUGCUGUGGUCUUGGAGAAUGCUGUUGUAUCUUACGCUGAAGCUGAAUGAAGGACAGCUGCUAGCUCAUCCGUUUCAGGGGUUUUAACCCAACCUAGGGCAGUACUUCUAGCCCAACAUCACAUCGUCUCCAUGGUUAAUGAAAUCGACUGAGCUUCCCCAGCCCUCAGAUGGUCUCGUAGCUCCUCUUUGUUCAUAGACCUGACUCUGAUCUCGCUUCCACCUGGUUUACGUCAGAGGGGGCACCAGACUGGAGCUGAGCUGAGGCCCGUCUCGCCCGGUAUCCCAGCUCUGAGGGUGGCCAGCCCCAGGUGUUGCAAAGCAAGGUGUAAGAACCCUGCAGGGGCAGAUGGGGGAUAAGCUCCCCCCUCCCCGCCACAUUGGGAAUCGGUCUCAUCUCUGAUAGUCAGAGAUCAUCUUAAGCCCUGAAGUAGGGGGUUCUGUCUCCCUCAGCAUGGUUGUAAAUUGAGCCACUCCCCCAGGGUAUUAUUAUCAUUGACUGCGUUAGCGUAGCCCCUAGGACUAGGACACCCCCUCCCCCCAUGCCAAGCACUACAUGUUUUCACUGCUAUUAGGUGUAUUACGGUAGCACUCGGGUGCCCCAGUCAUGGCCCAGAUCCCAUUGCGCCAGAAGCUGUAUGUUUUUAUUAGCAUUAGUUAUGUUACAGUAGCACCCAGGAGCCCAGUCAUAAUCCAAGACCCCCACUGUGCCAGGUGCUGUACAUUUGUUUUGCUAUUAGGUGUAUUACGGUAACACUCAGGUGCCCAGUCAUGGCCCAGGACUGCAUUGUGCCAGGUGCUGUAUAUUUUUAUUGCUCUUAGGUGUAUUACAGUAGCACCUAGGUGCCCCGUCAUGGCCCAGGACACUGUUAUGUCAGGUGCUGUACAGACACAGAACUGUCCUACCUCCAGUGACUUCCUGUGGGGUGUUGUCCCAAUGCAGAAGGGUGAAUCUCAGCCCCGGGGAGGAAUUGUGGUGGAGGUGGCCCUUCCUUUCCCCACCCACGGGGGAACCCCCUUCCUACCCCAUCUGCUUUGCCCUGCUUUGUAGCUGGGCUGCAUGGUACGUAUUUUUCCAGUCUCAUCCCCCCAGCACAGCUUCUAUCCCUGCCACCCCUCGGCCAGUUCUUUCCUGGUGUCGUUUUUGCUUGUCCUCAGAGCCAUCCAGCGAAUCAACCGAUUUAUUUGAUGUGGCCUCCAAAUAACACCCCACCCCUGCAAAUGGAAAAACCGCAAGAUAGGAACAUCAUGAUAGUGCAAAACUGGCAUUAGGUCUAGUGUGGCAUUCAGACCAGUGGGUCGGCGGCCAGCUUGCUGGGCUUCUCUUCCCGGGUCUGGGCAGGAACGCGCUCUGCUGGUUAGGGAGGGAGCCAGGACUCCUGGGUUCCACUCUCAGGUCCGGCUUGACGUGUGGUCUAGGGGUGAGAGCCACGACUCCUGGGAUCCAUUCCCAGGUCUGGGUCGGUGUGUGAUCUAUCGGGAGAGCAAGGGGGCCAGGACUCCUGGGUUCCUGUACUAGUUCUAGGAGAGAGUAAAGAUCAACAGUUAGUGGAGGGAGACCAGGACUCCUGGGUUCUAUUCUCAGCUGUGUCACGCCCUCCUGAGGCAGGCCCUCAGUGCCCUCCUGGGCUGAGGUGACCCCCUGAGCUGUGACGAGGAGGGGGAGGGUGACACAGGAGGUCGGUGGACAUUUGUGUGUGACCGGCGGGUGUGAGGGAGCAGGACGGGGGUGAGUGGUAGGUGCUGAGGGCUGUGAAAUUGAGAGGAGAUGAGGGAUCAAGCUAUCCAGGUAUUUGUAUGCUCCUAUGCUGCCCAUCACCAUGGCCUCUGAGCCCCUCCCAAGCGCUAAUGGAUUGCUCCUGCCAACGUCGCCUCAGAUUUCCCCAAUGCCCUUCAAUCCAGUGGAGCAUGGCUUAGCGGUGAGAGCAAAGCAGUAGGAGCCAGAACGCCUGGGUUCUUUUCCCAGCUCAAGGUAGCUAGAGCUAGUGGUUAGAGCAAGCCAGGACUCCUGGGUCCUUCGUAAACUCUAGGUAGGCAGUGGCAUCUAGUGGUUAGAGCAGGGGUGGGGGGACUGGGAGCAGGUUACAUGGGUUCUACCCCCAACUUUGGGAAAGGAGUGUGUUGCUUCCCGUCAGUGGUUAGAGCAGGAGGGACCAGGCGCCAGGAUCAGGCCUCCAGUAACGUUGUCUCCAUCCAAAUCGUGGGACAGCCACUUGUGACCAAAAAUGAACCUUUACGCUUUCCUCUGGGCCAGCAGCCGCCUCGGCUCAGACCCCUGCUCGCCAGAGCUUUUGUGAUUUUCAAACAGCUUUGUCCGUUAUUUAUGCUGUCACAGUCACCUUUAACGCCCCAGGGUUUUUAGUUCCUCUGGCUUCUUGUGAAGUUUGCCUUGUAAAUCCAUUGGCGCUGGUUAGGAUCUGAUGUUAUGUUACCGGUCUGGUGGAUUGGUUUACGGCCCCUGUAUCGUACGUACAACUUGGCUGGACGUGUUUGUUCUUUUUACUUCUGGUUUGUUUUGUUUUUGUUUUUUUAUUAAAGUUAAUUUUGGAAGAGAAAAAAUAUUGCCAGCCGUAAAUAAACAGUGAUGUUUUCAGUGA
Messenger RNA from Dermochelys coriacea (leatherback sea turtle), 12040 nucleotides. RefSeq names its product pleckstrin homology and RhoGEF domain containing G2 (gene PLEKHG2). Bases 198 to 6092 code for a protein of 1964 amino acids. Lineage: Eukaryota; Metazoa; Chordata; Testudines; Dermochelyidae. The transcript is spliced from 20 exons. The record is from RefSeq and is a predicted model, not a curated record. Gene Ontology annotation, molecular function: guanyl-nucleotide exchange factor activity.